GCGGGGUCAUUCUGAUGGCGUGGCGAGAUGAUAGAUAGAUACAGCAUCUACGGUACUGCAGAGGAACCCAACUUGAACACUUUCUUGAGCAAUCACCAGUCAUAACUUCCAGCCAAAGCUGCAAAAUUCAACUUUUCUUCCCUUCCACUGCUGCAUGAGCUAGUUUCCAAGCCAUAGAGGAAGAGAUAGUCAGAGAUCUAAUGGAGUACGAGAGGAUAGAGAAAGUUCAGGCUGGAAUAAUUUCUCCCAGUAAACUGAGGAUGAAGUUGUUAGGGCCUCAUCAUCAUAGGAAGAAGGAUGGAUCCAAUAGUAAUUCAUCCAGAACUUCCCCUUCAAGGCUUGAAGAUGCUGAAUUUGUUAAUAGCUUACUUGCUUCAAAAAAUGACAACCUUGAAGAUGAAGUUACAUCUCCAAGCUUAGAGGUUCUAUCAUUAAAGCCAUCCAGUGAUGCUGUGGUGGACCGGAAACAGAGUGGGAAGAUUUCCCAUGAAGCAAAGGAGACAAUAGCGAAGGAAAAUGGUGAGACGGGUCGUGUAAAGAUGCAGCAUUUUCAGAAGGUUGUUGGUAGUGGAAGUUCAAGCACAAUUCACGCGCUGAGAUCAGUGGAAGAUGAAAAUCUUGAUUAUGACAGCAAUGCCAGCUCGUCGAGUUUUGAGUUUGAUAAAGGAGAGAGACCGGGGAACAAUCCUGCCACUAGAUCUCUAUUCAGACCUAUUCCUUCUAAGUGGAACGAUGCCGAGAAAUGGAUAAUGAAUAGGCAAAACAUACAUGCUAAUCACUCCAAAAAACAUGUUGCACAUAACCAAGCGAAUCGCAUGGCAUCAAGCAUGGUGAGGGUUGCUCCCGAGUCUGCUCAUUAUGAUCAUAAGCUCCCCACAGGCAAGGUGACGGAAACGAAGAGAGUUGAUUUCUGUCAACCCACAUCACAUACGGGAUUUGAAAAGUUCUCUUUUGUUCCCUCCGAUGCUCAUUCAGUUUCAGGUCAAGCACAUGGAGCAAAUCCAGUGGUAGAGUCUUUUCCCCAGAGCAAAGAUUUGAAGGAAGUGAAUGAAUUGGUUCUAUCUUCCUCAAGAGGAACAGAUGAUCAAUCAGUGAUGCCUGGGAUAAGAUCCGUUGCGAUGAGAGACAUGGGAACUGAAAUGACCCCUGUGCCAAGUCAAGAACCUUCGCGGACAGCUACUCCUGUUGGGUCUGCAACUCCACUACGGAGCCCAGUUUCGUCGAUGCCGUCGACUCCUCGGAGAGGUGCACCAGCUUCAACACCUUUGGACAACAUGACCGAUGAGGAUUCCCAGUUUCCCGUUGAAAAUGGCAGAACACAUUUGUCUGAAGAAGAGAUGAAGAUAAAGACAAGGAGAGAGAUUGCAGCCCUUGGAGUGCAGCUUGGUAAGAUGAACAUUGCUGCAUGGGCAAGCAAAGAUGAGCAGGAAAAGAACCAAUCUUCUCCUCAGGGCACCAAUAUGCAAGAACAGGAGAGAAUUGAAUUUGAAAAACGUGCUNCAUUAUUAUUGGGUGGUGAAACGGUGGGGUGGGCCUUUUGGUAG
Molecule: messenger RNA, 1544 nt
Organism: Vigna umbellata (rice bean)
Lineage: Eukaryota; Viridiplantae; Streptophyta; Magnoliopsida; Fabales; Fabaceae
Source: RefSeq, a predicted model, not a curated record